AUGAUGCGAUCCGUUUCGAUAGACGAUGAGGAUCAAUUUGAAGAUGCUGAAGAGAAUCCAAGCAGCUCCACUUCGCAGCCCGUUUUUGUAAGUUGAUUUUUGUCAUUUGAAAUUUCAAUUAUCAAAAAAAAUCCCUUCAGCGGACACCAUCGCGACCAACGAUGUUAAACGUUGCACAAAAUCAAAAUGAAUGGACAAAUCGAGCAACGCCUAUGAAUAUCAAAAUGCGUAAUAGCCAAUAUUCAGUCUCUUCAAGACCAACAAGUUCAUAUACACCUGGUGUAAGUAUUUUUUAUAUGUUGGGUUUUGAAAUCUUGCUGAUCCAGUGAUAAUUAUCGAUUUUUUUCCAGUCAAAUGUUCGAGAUUCGGCACAUAGAGAUCGAUUAUCCAAUCUGAGGCGUAGAAUGAAUAUGGAAUUUGGAAAUCGAGAAUUGGUUGGCAACUUUGUAGUCCCAGAUUUUGAAGUUGAUGAUGCGAUGAGUACGAUGAGUGAAGCUCCAAGUUUGCAAUCUUGGCAACAUCGAAUGAUGAAGCGUAACGAUACUGUUGUAGUAAAUGCUUCGGAUACCAUGAGCACUUGCGCUAUGUCAAUUCCAUCAUCAGCAUUCUCGGAUAAUUAUGAGCAUUUCAAAUCGCCACAACCACCAUUGCUCAGCUCGACACCAAAUGUUGCUGAAAGAGUGAGAUCGCAAACAGAUCCAACGCCACCAAGAGUUCAGCCACCACCAGUGCCUUCUAGAGAACAUGUGACGCCUCCGAAACGAAUUCCACCUCCACUUCCACCAAGAACACCGUCGAUGAGAUUGCCUGAUCCGAUUGCAAUCGAAGUUGAGACUAGGAUACGAGAUUCAGAGAAUCGAAGGCUGCCAACAGUCACGGAAGAUCCUGUGGUUCCAACUAGACAACACCAUCAAUCAAAAUCAACUGACGCAAACUUGUCAAAUAUUGAGAAUAGCACAAAAGGCCAUAAAAAGUCCAAUUCUUUAGAUCGUGGUCUCACAUUGGCCAAAACUAUUAAAAGUGGGCCAUUUCCACCGGCGUCAAAUAAAUCGAAUUCGCUGACAAGACGAGAAGCUGAUGGUGAAGAAGAAGCUCGAAAUGCUGACGCUGAAAAUGUUAUUAGAGAAAUUACAACUAGUUUAGCAAAUGCAUGCGUUGAAAAUGUAGGUUUUUUAUCUUUCUUUAAAAUUCAUGAAAAUUCAUCAAAUUCAAAUAUUUCAGGAUAAAUUAGAGACAAUUGUGUCAGCUGCAAGUUCAACUAUUUCAUCACCAUCUUCAUCUUCAAACUCACACGAACCAAAACUUCAUUUCACAAUCGCUCCAAAAGAAGGAGAAGAACUACCAUGCACUUCGAAAUCAGUUUUGAAUUAUGAGGCGGCGCCAAUUGCGAAUAGAGUGAGUUUUAAUAAGCCACAAUUUGAAAACAAAAAUGAUCCCAUUCAGUAUUCGCGGAGCAUGUCAAAUGAUGAAUUGAAGAACAAAGAUCAUCUUUCAUCAUCGUUUGAUCCGAUCACUUUGGAUGUUGAAAGACGAUUGAGUAUGAAAAGAAGUGGACAGAAUUCGGAUGAUCGAACAAGUAUCAGUGAUGAUAAUACAUCGCAUAUCUCAGUGGCUAGAUCGGGAAUUGGUCAUGCUAAAUCCUUUGCUAGAAAUUCUGUGAUGUAUGCUAGUGGAGUAAUCAGAGGUGCUUUCAAAAGAGUGAGAAAUGGUAGACAUAGUGAAGCAAGUACAAAUCAGAGUGGAAGAGAUGCUGAAAGUAGUGAUGAAGAGAUCAAUGAUGAAGGACACUCUUCAAUUGGAUCGAUUGUUAGGCCAAGGAAAAGUAAAAAAGGACCAUUUGAUUUUGAACAUCUCAAAGUUGAACAAGAAUUGGAUAAUGAACAUACUGGCGCGGUUUGGUGUAUCAAAUUCAGUAUUUGUGGAAGAUUGAUGGCUACAGCUGGACAAGAUUCGAUUCUACGUGUUUGGGUGGUUCGAAGUCAUUUGAAAUAUUUUUCGGAGAUGAGAGAUAAAUAUUCAGCGAAUGUUGAUAUUACAACUGAUCCGAUGAAUGCGAUGGAUAAUAUUGAUCAAUUUCGCCCGCCAAGUUCAAUGGAUAGCGCAGUGAACAGUGAUUCAUUAUCCGGUGAAGAUUCCAACAAUUUAUUCUGCUCCAAACCAUUUGCGUUGCUCAAAGGUCACACUGCCGAUAUUUUGGAUCUCUCAUGGUCCAAAAAUUAUUUCAUUUUAUCAUCUGGAAUGGAUCGAACUGUCAAAUUAUGGCAUUUAUCAAGAAAUGAAUGUCUUUGCUGCUUUCAACACAUUGAUUUUGUCACAUGCGUCGCAUUUUUGCCGAAAGAUGAUCGAUAUUUCUUAUCGGGUUCUCUUGAUGGAAAAUUGAGAUUAUGGCAUAUUCCGGAUAAGAAGGUGGCUGUUUGGAAUGAGGUUCAAGUCAAAUUUAUCACCGCAAUCACUUUUGUGAAGAAUGGAAAGUUUGCAGUUGUUGGAACUUAUAAUGGCAGAUGUUAUUUUUAUACCACAGAUGUGAGUUUUUUUUCGAAUAUGUCUCAUCAAAGCCUUCGCUCGAAAAAAAACCAGUUCUGUUUCACUCAUUAUUGAUUAUUUUUUCAGCAACUCAAAUAUCAUACAGUUGUCGAUGUUCGUUCAACACGCGGUAAAAAUGCCAAAGGUCAUAAAGUAACCGGUUUAGCUGUUCAUGGUGAUAAACUUCUCGUAACAUCAAACGACUCCAGAAUUCGAAUGUAUGAUAUCCGAGACAAGGCAUUGACUUGCAAAUUCAGAGGCGUGCAAAAUGAUCAUUCACAAAUUCGCGCCGCAUUUUCACCCGACGGUCGACAUAUUAUCUGUGGAUCUGAGGAUAAAUUUGUAUAUCUUUGGAGAAGCUGCGAUAUGCCAUCAUCGCUUUCAGUUCGCAAAGAUCGGAAUUCAAUGUGGGAAAGAGUGCGAACUCAUAAUGCGGCUGUUUCGGUCGCUGUUUUUGCGCCAAGACCUCAAGUUUUCUUCUCAAUGUUGGAUAAGCGAGACAAGAAAAAUAAGAGUGAACAUCUAGAUUUUGAACAUAUCCCACAAUCUGAUUCGAUUACUUCAAAUGGGAAUAUAACCGUGGCAGGACAUGUGAGUUCAAUAAUUUUGUUUUUGAAAUUUUUUUUUGAAUUUUCAGGCAAUUGUCAGUGCAGAUCUUCAAGGUGUGAUCAAAGUUAUGAUAAAUCGCCCAAAACAAUGCAAAGUUGCACCAGCUGGAUUCUCAAAAACAUCUCGCUCAUCAACUUCAUAG
This is a messenger RNA of Caenorhabditis angaria, 3274 nucleotides long. NCBI's taxonomy places the organism in Eukaryota, Metazoa, Nematoda, Chromadorea, Rhabditida, Rhabditidae. The record is from the annotation of a GenBank genome assembly.